Messenger RNA from Oryza sativa Japonica Group (Japanese rice), 898 nucleotides. Its product is annotated as RING-H2 finger protein ATL80. The record is from RefSeq and is a predicted model, not a curated record. Lineage: Eukaryota; Viridiplantae; Streptophyta; Magnoliopsida; Poales; Poaceae.
GAUGGAUGUUGCAUCGUGAGAAGAACCGGAGGACCGGAUAGCAUGCUGUUGGGCACAUUGGAAUGCACGGCCGAUUUCUCAUCCUUAAACAAUCCGAGGCCGAGGCGGCUCCAUCCAAGUCGAGCAGAAAAGAAUGCGAGUUCUCGUCCACUCCGCCGAGUCCCCGGCAACACCGGCGGCGGCCAUCUCCAUCGACUCGGACAUGGUGGUCAUCCUGGCCUCCCUCCUCUGCGCCCUCAUCUGCGUCGCCGGCCUGGCCCUCGUGGCCCGCUGUGCCUGCCGCCGCCGAGGCGCCGCUACCACCACCACCACCACUACUACUACACCGGCUGCUACAUCCCCUGCACCCAAAGGCCUGAAGAAGAAAGCCAUCGACGCGCUCCCCACCGUGUCCUUCGCACUCAAGCAGCAGCAGCAGCAGGCGGAGUGCGCCAUCUGCCUGGCUGAGUUCGCCGGGGGGGAGGAGCUACGCUUGCUGCCGCACUGCGGCCACGCCUUCCACGUCUCCUGCAUCGAUACGUGGCUGGGGACCCACGCCACCUGCCCCUCCUGCCGCGCCACCGUCGGGACUAGUACAUUAUUCCUCCCUCUCCCCGGCCGCUGCCGGAGGUGCGGGGAGGUCGACCUGCCCACGCUGCACGAUUUCUCCACCGCCACCGCCACCGCCCACCACAACACACCUCCCUAGCUACGUACUCCGAUUUGGUUGUAUAUGCAUGAUCCAUCUUUCUCAUCGGAUCGCUGUUUUUACCACCCAUCAACAGUGUAUAUAUACGCAGCACAUCUAUCUAUUAAUUAUUUCCUGCGUCUAUUAUAAUCAUCGAUCACAUUAGAUGAUUGCAUCUCAAUAUGUAUGUCUAUAUCAAUGCGCAUGCAUAUAUUGCUUCUUCUUCAUUUC